Halichondria panicea is the source of this 2289-nucleotide messenger RNA. RefSeq names its product solute carrier organic anion transporter family member 4C1-like. Gene Ontology annotation, cellular component: plasma membrane. The record is from RefSeq and is a predicted model, not a curated record. Gene Ontology annotation, biological process: transmembrane transport; sodium-independent organic anion transport. Bases 61 to 2157 code for a protein of 698 amino acids. Gene Ontology annotation, molecular function: protein binding. The transcript is spliced from 7 exons. Lineage: Eukaryota; Metazoa; Porifera; Demospongiae; Suberitida; Halichondriidae.
GGCUGGGGUAGUAUAUCAGUUUUGCAGCAUAUUGUAUGUAUCGUAACGACAUUUUACACAAUGGAUGAAACUGAACUACUAGAGCAGACAUUAGAUCCACCCACCACCGAUGUUCCUCCCUCAGAGCUCUCGUCUAAUGGCAAAGCCCCUGAGGGCAAGGAAUGGGUGGAUACUCCCAAAGGAACCGAGUGUGGAAUUGGACCAUGCAAACCUCAGUGUUUGCAGAUAUUUGCUAGCAAGAAAUUCUUCACCUUCAUGUUAUGCAUUUUCGGAUUAAUUGAGGGAGCACUUAUAAGUGGUUUCGAGCCUGUCAUCAUUUCAAGCCUUGAGAUACGUUACAAGUUCUCUAGUACAGCUGCCAGUGUCAUCAUCAUCGUGUUUGAUAUAGCCGUGGUUGUUAGUGUGAUUAUCAUCAGCUACUUUGGAGAAAAAGCCCACAAGCCGAGAUGGAUCGGGAUAGCGUUUUUCACUCAAGGAAUCGGUGCUUUGGUAUUUGCCCUUCCUCAUUUCAUUUUUGGAAAGUAUGACGCUGGGAGUGUAACUAAUACAACUCUGGUAUUGGAGUCCUGCAAUAAUCCAUCUUUAUUGGUUCCUGAUUGCGAUGCUGGUAAUACAGGAGCCUACAUUCUCUUCCUCAUUGGAAAUGCUAUUAUUGGAGUUUCUGCAGCUCCACUGUUCACUAUUGGGGUGUCUUUUAUCGAUGACAUCGUGCUGCCAAAGUACGUCUCUCUUCAUAUUGGAGUGUUUCAAGUCUGCACAAUUGUGGGUCCUGCGAUUGGUUUUGGAAUUGGUUCAGCUUUACUCACACUGUAUGUGGACGUUGGAGAGGUAACCAACCUGACAGAAGAUGACCCGGCCUGGGUGGGUGCUUGGUGGCUCAGUUUUAUUGUGAGUUCAGGAAUAUCAUUUCUUUUUUCAAUUCCUUUCUUCUUCUAUCCUCGUGUGUUACCCGAUACCCACCUUGUAACAGAAGCAAGACAGAAGCAAAUGAAAGGAACCUACAAAGGCAGGUUCGGGAAAGAAGAUACAUUUGUAGAGCAGCUGAAAGCAUUUCCGUUUCACUUACUUGGACUGUUCAAAAGCAAGGCCUGGCUUUUUCUGACGCUGGGAACUACUUUUCUGUUUCUUUCACUUGAAGCUUUAGUGUCGUUUGCUCCCAAGUAUGUUGAGACUGUGUACCGUGUGCCUGCAUCAACAGCUGGACUAAUUAUCGGAGCUAUGGCAAUUGCUGCUGGUGGAAUAGGUACUCUCACUGGUGCUCUAAUAGCCCACUGCGUUAAAAUUGGCAAGAACAUGGGUAUUGUCAACUGGGUGACAGUUCUGAUUGCAGUAGUUCCUCUCGUUGGUUUCUUUCUUACUUGCCGCAGUGUGGACGUUGUUGGCAUAGGAACACAAUACACAAACAACUCCAUCAGCAACUCCAGUGAUGUACUACUAGCCUCGUGCAAUGCUGACUGCAACUGUUCCUCCACCAUCUUUGAGCCAGUCUGUGGAGCUGAUGGUCUCACCUACUUCUCACCAUGUAGAGCUUCUUGUCAACAAGUUGGAGAUAUUCAGAAUGUCACGUAUGAAAACUGUGGAUGUGUGGCAACCAAUCUCCGCAACAACAUGAUGAACAGUGAUUUUGGCACCAUUCUCGCCAGCAGUACGGCAACUCGUGGCUUGUGCCCACUUCCUUGCACGUACCUAGCAGGAUUUAUCGCUCUGGUUACAAUAUUUGUCAUCCUCAUUUUUCUCAUCCGAGUUCCCUUCCUCCUAGUAACUUUACGAUCUGUUGCUGAUGAACAGAGGACCUUUGCACUUGGUGUACAGUCACUCUUCUUCCGACUGUUUGGUUCGAUUCCCGGUCCCCUACUUUUUGGAGCCAUCAUUGAUUCUGGCUGUGUGUAUUCUCAGACAGAGUGUGGCCGCAUUGCCAACUGCUGGGUGUACGAUAACAACAUUCUGAGGCUGAGAGCCUAUAUCUUCUGUACUCUUGGAAUAUUAGCUUGUCUGGUAUGUACCGUACUGUCGUGGGUGUUCUAUCCUCCCUAUGGCUUCAAACUAGCUCCUCCCGACGGAACAGAAUAUAAAUGUACAGACCCUCCUGUUGAUGGAAAGCUAAGUGCCCCUAACCCUGUCUUCAUUUCAGAAACUACUGACGGUAUUUUAUAUUAGUCAGAUGUAAACUAACACUUUUUAGUUUGUAUUGAUUAUGCACAUUUAUUACGUGGAAUCUACAUUUUCUUUUUACACUGUAAUAUUUUGCUAUAUAGUUAACCACAACUUCCAUUAUAUCAGUCACCACAG